Daldinia vernicosa is the source of this 5771-nucleotide messenger RNA. RefSeq lists its product as uncharacterized. The coding region runs from base 294 to 5186 and encodes 1630 amino acids. The record is from RefSeq and is a predicted model, not a curated record. The transcript has a single exon. Lineage: Eukaryota; Fungi; Ascomycota; Sordariomycetes; Xylariales; Hypoxylaceae.
CUUUUACGCCCUUACGAGGCCUAUCAGAUCGCGCUAAAGUAAAGUAAUUCAAAGUAAACAAAUUGCUCCUUUUGGGUUUUCGGUGGCGGUUAGGUACCUAACCUAGCUUCCGGCGCGUAUUCUGCCUUAUCCUUGCAUUGAAUCUUUCACAACUAGGUUCAUUCAAUACCCAACAACUCCAAUAUACCAAUUGCAUCAUUAGUUUCAAUUGUCUUCUCUUCCAGACUGCCAGAUCCAGACCUAUGUUCAUUAACUGCCUAACCUAGUAUCUAUCACCAUCGCUGGUUGCUAUCAUGGAUAUGGAUGAAUCAUUAUCAUCCCCUGACCCGCUGGGCGACGAGCCUCCAAGUUCGGCCUUUCCACAUGCGCGACAUACUGAUCAUACUUUCACACACCACGACCUCUCUGCUAUUUCGAUUCCGAAGAGCCAAAUAAGGAGGUCCUCACCGGCGAGGCAAUCUCCUAGGAGGAGAACAUUUGAACUCGACGUCGGCAACGAGCACGCACCGCAAAGGUUACUCGUCACAGUCGAGGCCGAAGAGGCCAUGAAGCGGGGUAUCAACCGAAGACUCUUUCAAUCAUCUUCACCGAUACGAGCUCCCCGCCGUAGAGAAGCCAUCAUGACUACUACGAUACCACUUAACGAUGAGAUAGAGAACGAAGCUACUCCGCGACGACGAGGCCGGCCGCGGCGGACAAGCAAUGGCACUCCUAUGCCGAGGGGGAAGAAGAGGGCUGCAACACCUAUGAAAGAGACUCGGCGCACGCGACAGAAGAGCGAUUUGGAAUCCGAAGCCAGUCUAGCGGAUGCGACACCGACCGGACCACAAGUAGACUCGGUCGCGUCGAAAGCAAAGGCGAAGGUACGAAAGACUCCUAAGAGCAUAUCCACGACCCAGGUUAUUCCGUCGUCGCAACUCUCCAACAAUACGACCAAGAGGAAACGUGGGCGCCCGCGAAAAUCUGUGAUGCCAGAGGAGGUCGCUAUAUUAGCAGAUGCAGGCGAUGUACCAGGCAAUAGUGUAGCCAACAAGAAUGCCGCUCAGUCUGUCUUCGAUAAUUCGGAAAACCUACCGCCGUCAGCUCUGAGCCCAGUUCUUGAUUUGCCCGAUAAAGAGGAAGGUCGGCAAGUGACGACCAGCGAUAAUCUUAUCGAUGAUAUUAUAGAGGCGAGUGGAAGGACACCGACGCCGAGAAAUGUCUCAAACUUAUAUGAGAAGUCGCGCGCGGGGCAAGAUCUAGGAUCAGAGGCGGUGUCAUAUCAAGAAGAAGAAGAAGAGCUGCACGAUAGUGAUGUUGGUAUGUCUGAGGACUACCCGGCAUUGAUGGAGGCCCAUAGCGACGUGGAGUCGGAUCUGGAUAAUACCGAAGGGAUACCUCACAGCGGACAGGACACGCUCGCACAUGCCUCCGACUUCAGUAUGAUUGCUGUGGAAUCACUCCCUUCGUUCCAUGCGAACAGAAGCGCCCUCCUCUCAGAUCCUCCGGAGAUGGGCGAAGAAACGAAUAUGAUAAUAAACCAAACGCUAGAGUCAUGGCGAAACAGUACCCGAACGGAAGCAGAACAAUCAUUAGCACGAUCAACUCAGAGCAACUUACCAGCGGAGGAUGAUCAUUCUGGCGUACCGGAUCGCUCGUGGGCGGAGGGUGGUGAUCGCAGUCCAAAGGAACGAACGAGGAGCCCGAGAAGACAAAGGCAACUACCCUUGAGUCGACAAGUAUUUGCAGGAAAAGCACCUCAUGUAGACGAUUCCUUCUCGAGUCUUCCGGAUAGUAUCCUCAAAGCAGCAACCCCGGGGCGUCUGCCUAUGAAACCGACCUCUGUAGUAGAACAACAUGGCGAUACCACUGCAUAUGAGGAUGAAUUUUCCGAGAUUUCAGACGCUAUUCUCGAGGCUGCUACUCCGAAGCCAGCAACUCGAGUUGGAAGAUCUACGGACGAGGGCCAUACGGAAGCAUCGAUCGUUGAUGGACAAGUCAACUCUGUCAAUAGACAGACAGGACCUAGCUUUCGAUCGAGCAGACUACCGACUCCCGAUGAUACGUCGUCUUCUAAUGCUGGUUCUAAGAAGGCCCGGGAAGAUGAAGCUGGCCCAUCUACAAGAGAACAAGACGUUGCUGGUCCCAGUUCUAAUUCAGGUUUUCAAUCUUCACCUCCUAUUAUGAACCGGCCACGCGCAAUGGAUUUUGGGCCAUCUCGGUUAGACCAAGAGAUCAACAACACACCAGAAUUACAGCAUUCUUCUCCCCAACUACCUCCUUCCGCAAAAGCAGCCACGGAGCCUCCUCAAACUUUAGAACCGCCUCCUAAUAGUAGACCAUCGCUCUCGCCGAUCGUACGCGUUGGACGAACCCUCCAAGAUGUGAUGUCAGACAGACCAUCUCCUGAACGUCGCGAAAGUAGUCUCGGAAGCCCAUUUAGAGGAUCGGCUACGAAUGACCCUUCGCAACCCUUUCCUUCGGAUCAAUCCGGCCAGCUAUCUAUACCUAAAUCGCCAUCUCGAUCUGGCCGUGGCGUCUCUACCCAACUCAACCCUCGAUCUUUAUCUGGUCCUAGUGCUGCUCUCUCCCAAAUCAGAAGGGCCAGCCUUUCUCAUAGCCAAUCAUCAGCACAAGGUGACAUUAUUAGUAAUGUCUCGGAUCGGUUCGGUUCAGCUAUGCGCAAUAGGUCACAAACCGAAACAUCGAGAAACAUUAUGUAUAACACUAAUGACCAAGCACCGGAACAAACUCGUUCGCUCGAUCAGUCGAUGUCUAAUUCAGCUAGAGAAAUACCGUCGAGUGAUAAUGGGAUAAGCUGGGUCCCAGAUGACGAUAACCAUCAGCAAAACGUGAAUCAGGGCUCAGGUUCCCAGCCAAUACGUCCUCAAAGUCCAAGCGUUUUCGCCACUUACGACUCAAAUGUAAGUCGCGCACCAGCUGAGGCCACGAAUCCUGAGGCGGAGGAGCAGCAGGAACAAGAAUUGGAGGAGCAAGGAGAUAGUGCGCUAGUAGACUACGAAGCGGAGGAAAGCGACAUCUGGGACAUUGAGGCAUCAAGGCCAACACCUAGGAGACCGGAGCGCACGCAACGUACGUCACGGCAUCCCGAUCAAUCCACACGACGGACAAAGGUUCCAAGCCCCUGGAAAAAAACCAGCAGGCGCCUCAUUUACCGCGAAGAGAUUGCAAGCUCUUCUCAAAUAGAAAUUGAGGAGAAUCAGCAGAGCGAGGCAGAAGAUGCGCCGCUGAUGCGUCAAAGGCCGAGGGCUUCGGAUGCUCACUCUAUACUACAGGGGUGGAAUUCUGAGGCUACUCGCAUUAUUGAGAGCUCGUCUCCUGAAGCGGAACAACAAAUUCUAAGCCCUCAGCAGGAGAUCCAGGAGCAGCUAGAAGCCCAAGAGCAGCCAGAGUCUCGGGAACAUUCAGAAGCCCGGGAACUGUCGGCAGAGUCAGAAGAGCAAGAAGAGCCAGCAGCGCGUGAAGAACCAAGAAAACCCGUAGGGCCCGCGGAAACUGCGGAAACUGCGGAAGCCGUGGAGUCUGCAGAAGCGUCCGAGUAUUCAAUGCUAGCACAGCGGGCAGAGGCUGCCCCGGCUACUCAACAGAAGCCUAAAUCUAGACUAUUCGGUGGCUUUGAUAUCAUGUCUUUCUUCUCAUCACCGGCCGCAUUACCUAAGAAGACUCCGGAAUCUGGGCCAGCAAAUACAACCGGUAUAAUCGAAAAGGUCGCCCAGCCUGUAUUCCAAAAGCCACUACCUAAAGAAACGACGAGCCAGCCCCCUAAGGAACCGCAGAGGUCUCUUUGGUCUACAGGAUUAUUUUCCUCAAUUCCGCAAAAGGAAUUUCAACCGAGCCCAGAACCACGAACAAGCAUGUUCUCACCGGCGGCUCCUUCACAAUCUAACGAGACAAGGCAAAAAUCUUAUGUAGAAAACUCGCCCUCGCCCUCGCCCUCGCCUGCUCCAUCGCUUUCUCCCGAACCUGAUUCUCCCGAGCCUCCUCCGCAGUCAUACCAACAAUCACCUGGACAGACACCUGAACCGUUACCCAGACCGUCACCUGAGCAGUCCCCUGAAGAGUCCCUUGAAAAACAAUCACCCGAACGGUCGUCUUCACCCUCUCCUCGCCCCUCAACGCCUGAACGUCAGGCCUAUCCGCCAACCGCGCAGAAAAGAAACUUCACGCCGCGACCAGGUCAGUCUGGCUUGUCUCUAUUUAGAAGCGAACCGGCUCCCACCAGAAGUGAGGCAGAUGAGGACCUCCUUUUACUACCGAGUGAUGACCAAGAUGAUCAAGAUGAGGAGGACGAGGGGGACGGGCGGAACGAGCAGGAUGAGCAGGAAGCGGAUGAGGAAGAGGACGAGGACGGAUACGAUGAACAGCACGAGCAACAAGAUUCAUCGCUCUUGACAGACGGGACGGACUAUGAGCGCUUCCCACCAAGAGACGUCCCAUCCCGGUGGGAUAGGACGCUUUCGCCGUCCAAGUCGUGCUUCCGUUCCCCCAUGAAACCUACUACUCCGGGCCGGGUCGUGGCUUUUAUGCCUAGUGCGCUUUCUUCCACCUCCCAGGCUCAAACUAGUGUCGCGAAUCAUCAAAAUGGCACCAGGAGUAACAUAGUCUCCCAAGGGACCGUUCUCCGACCCAUCCCCGAAAAUACACAGGAUGACUCAACGGAUUAUUCGUCCUCCUCAAGCCGUAGCACUGACGCUACAUCUCCUACCACUACCAGUCCUCCCACAAAGAUGCUACCGCAAAACGGCAAGGGCAAAUCCACCGCGCAAUCCUCGUCUCGCCGACCUACCGCCUUCGCUCUAUCGAAAACAGAAUGGACCCGCCACCACUGGGUACGUCUAGACGAGCUCCUCCAACUACGACGCUACGACCCCCUCGCUUUCCAGCAGCAGCAGCAGCAGCAACAGCAGCAGCAGAAGCAACAGUCAUGGGUGCAGAGUUGGUGGCGUCGCCAACCCCCCGCCCCCAACGCCUCGGCUCUCAUAGGGAAGGAAGUCUCGGCUCAGGGCGAGAGCAUAAUCCUAGAGCAGUGGCAUAUCGAGGUCGUAGAGGCGUUCGCUCGCGAAGUCGGCGGGUGGAGCGAGAGUGCUCUUGCGAAGAGGAUCUUUGCGCUGAUUGUAGGCGAGGAGAGGAGGAGAACCGGAAGGGCCGGAAGGGUGGAUAAGGGGAAGGGGAAGGCUGUUGCUUAAGACUCCAGCUUCGGUUUCGUUGUUUGAAAAAAAAAGCGCCUAUAUACGUCUAGGAGGGGGGAGAAAAAGUAGUGACGAGUUGUUUGAUAAGGGUAUUGGAAAGCAAAGAGCUAACGUACCUACUCUAUCAUAUACCCUAGGCUAAGGAUAGAGAGCAGAGCAAAAGGGGGGGUGUACGUGAUGAUUACCUGGAUACAUAGCGGUUUUUUUGGUCGAUUAGCAUUUGGUCCGGUCUGGUUACUUUAUCACAGGGAGCGAGCACGAUAGGUCGCAUCGCAUCGCAUCAUAUUACAUCACAUCACGUUGGAGGAGUUACUUCUUAUACCGUCGGUUCGUUUUUGUACAUACAUAGCAUAACCACGCACACAGGGCCUUGGAUGUAUGCGCGUAUAACCGGCGUUUUAGGCCCAGGCAGGCAAACAAGCGGGUGGUCGGGCAAGGAUACAUGCCAUGCCAUAUCUUAUACUUGCAUUCGAGAGGCGUUUGGAUGCGGAAAAGGAGGAUUGGCAAAUGUAUAGGCAGUGAGAUUGUUUGGGUGCUCGAUAUUAAUUAGAUACCCUUCUAUUCGUCCUAAUUUUGAUUACA